Molecule: messenger RNA, 2201 nt
Organism: Austrofundulus limnaeus
Lineage: Eukaryota; Metazoa; Chordata; Actinopteri; Cyprinodontiformes; Rivulidae
Product: chromosome transmission fidelity protein 8 homolog isoform 2-like
Exons: 3
Coding region: 1-1959 (652 amino acids)
Source: RefSeq, a predicted model, not a curated record
AUGGAUCUGACAUUAGACCUACUGAUGAACCUGACACUAGACCUACUGAUGGAUCUGACAUUAGACCUACUGAUGAACCUGACACUAGACCUACUGAUGGACCUGACACUGGACCUACUGAUGAACCUGACCCUAGACCUACUGAUGGACCUGACACUGGACCUACUGAUGGACCUGACACUGGACCUACUGAUGGACCUGACACUAGACCUACUAAUGGACCUGACACUGGACCUACUGAUGGACCUGACACUGGACCUACUGAUGGACCUGACACUAGACCUAUUGAUGGACCUGACACUGGACCUACUGAUGGACCUGACACCGGACCUACUGAUGGACCUGACACAGGAUCUACUGAUGGACCUGACACUGGACCUACUGAUGGACCUGACAGUGAACCUACUGAUGGACCUGACAAUGAAUUUACUGAUGGACCUGACAGUGAUCCUACUGAUGGACCUGACACUAGACCUAUUGAUGGACCUGACACUGGACCUACUGAUGGACCUGACACCGGACCUACUGAUGGACCUGACACAGGAUCUACUGAUGGACCUGACACUGGACCUACUGAUGGACCUGACAGUGAACCUACUGAUGGACCUGACCAUGAACCUACUGAUAGACCUGACAAUGAACCUACUGAUGGACCUGACAGUGAACCUACUGAUGGACCUGACAAUGAAUUUACUGAUGGACCUGACAAAAGAUCCUGUCAGGAGGACUGCAGGGCUAGGGUUAGAUCCUUAUCCUGUCAGGAGGACUGCAGGGCUAGGGUUAGAUCCAGAUCCUGUCAGGAGGACUGCAGGGCUAGGGUUAGAUCCAGAUCCUGUCAGGAGGACUGCAGGGCUAGGGUUAGAUCCAGAUCCUGUCAGGAGGACUGCAGGGCUAGGGUUAGAUCCUUAUCCUGUCAGGAGGGCUGCAGGGCUAGGGUUAGAUCCUUAUCCUGUCAGGAGGACUGCAGGGCUAGGUUUAGAUACUGACCCUGUCAGGAGGACUGCAGGGCUAGGGUUAGAUCCUUAUCCUGUCAGGAGGGCUGCAAGACUAGGGUUAGAUCCUUAUCCUGUUAGGAGGACUGCAGAGCUAGGGUUAGAUCCUGAUCCUGUCAGGAGGACUGCAGGACUAGGGUCAAAUCUGGAUCCUGUCAGGAGGACUGUAGGGCUAGGGUUAGAUCCUGAUCCUGUCAGGAGGACUGUAGGGCUAGGGUUAGAUCCUGAUCCUGUCAGGAGGACUGUAGGGCUAGGUUUAGAUCCUGACCCUGUCAGGUGGACUGCAGGGCUAGGGUCAAAUUUGGAUCCUGUCAGGACUGCAGAGCUAGGGUUAGAUCUGGAUCCUGUCAGGAGGACUGCAGAGCUAGGGUCAGAUCUUGACCCUGUCAGGAGGACUGCAGGGCUAGGGUUAGAUCCUGAUCCUGGCAGGGGGACUGCAGGGCUAGGGUCAAAUUUGGAUCCUGUCAGGACUGCAGAGCUAGGGGUAGAUCCUUAUCCUGUCAGGAGGACUGAAGGGCUAGGGUUAGAUCUGGAUCCUGUCAGGAGGACUGCAGAGCUAGGGUUAGGUCCUUAUCCUGUCAGGAGGACUGAAGGGCUAGGGUUAGAUCUGGAUCCUGUCAGGAGGACUGCAGAGCUAGGGUUAGGUCCUUAUCCUGUCAGGAGGACUGAAGGGCUAAGGUUAGAUCCUGAUCCUGGCAGGGGGACUGCAGGGCUAGGGUCAAAUUUGGAUCCUGUCAGGACUGCAGAGCUAGGGUUAGAUCUGGAUCCUGUCAGGAGGACUGCAGGGCUAGRUUUAGAUCCUGAUCCCGUCAGGUGGACUGCAGGGCUAGGUUUAGAUCCUGACCCUGUCAGGUGGACUGCAGGGCUAGGUUUAGAUCCUGACCCUGUCAGGAGGACUGCAGGGCUAGGGUCAGAUCCUGAUCCUGUCAGUUUGAUUGACACGCAGUUCUUAAUCCACAGAGUGUAAUAAGACCUGGUUCUCAGUCGUCCUAUAACCUGUAACGCUGGGUUGCUGGUUCGAUCCCUCUUUUCAGCCAUCUCAGUUGUUGUGGCCUUGGGCAAGACACUUCACCUUCAAAUAAGGCUAAAAAAGUGUAGUUAUAAAGUGUUUGUAGUACAUUUACCAUUUUAUUUUGUAAAAACUACUAAAUUAAACUAUAUAUUCAUGUUUGUUUAAGUGUUUGAAUCAGUUUCAGAGCUAAGAGUUGA